AUGGCGGCGGCGGCGCCGGGCCUCGGGUUUUACUUCGUUCUCAUCCUCCUUCUCCUUCCGCCGCUCCGGGCAGAAGAGCCGGCCGCGGAGCCCGCAGACACUCGUGAUGCCGCACGGGUUCGCAGCGCGCCGGCCCCGAUUACGGACGUUGCCAGGCUGUGUGUCUGCGACCUGCUGGUGGCACAGUGUGAUGUCAACUGCUGCUGUGACCCCGACUGCAGCGCCGAGGACUUCAGCCUCUUCACCACCUGCUCGGUCCCUGUGGUCAUAGGUGACAGCCAGCUGUGUAGUCAGAAAGCUGCUGUGUAUUCUCUUGAUGUUGAAGCAAAUCCACCAGAAAGGAUAUUUAAAUUAAUUGACCAAGUCAAUCCCAGUAUUUUCUGCAUUCAUGCUGCAAACUAUGAACAAGCUCUGUAUCUCAAAUCCCCUGAAAUCCCAACUCCAGAAAAUUUUGAUCAGUUGCUUGAAAAAUUUGGAGGUGCUUCUUUCAGGGCUGAGCCUGACAGCUGGAAUUUGGAUACAGAUGCUCAAAAUCCCCCUGAAGCAAAUGAAACUUCCAGAUAUGAGUAUGGGGUUCCUGUGCAGACAAAGGAUGCAUUUCUAAGGCUGCCAAGUCCUGUUGUCUCCUCUUGGUGCUCUGAUGCAAACCCUGCAGGGUUUUUAGUAAACCAAGCCACAAAAUGCAUUAGGUCAGUAAGUGUGGAAAACUGUGACAGCAUUCAAGCACUUAGCAUGUUGUUUUAUAUCAACUCCAGCAUUUUGGCAGUGCCCAAAUCAAGUCAGAUGGUGAAUAUUACUGUCCAGUCCAUAGCUGUCCAGUCUCUGAAUGGAAUGAGGACUUUACUGAGCAGUAGUGAUGUCCUGAGGCUGCCUGUGGUUUUGGAUGAACUGUGCAUCAAUGCAGUUCUUGGGGUGAAUUAUCACAUUACCUACACAGACACAGGAGAAAUAAUAGAAGCAGCUGCUGCUUUUGUCUUGGGGGCAAUUAGCAAAGAAACACUUUCAAUAGAGCAGAGCUUCAAAAUCAGCUUCGCUCAGGAAAAUACACAGCCAGUUCCUCUCAGUGGCAAUCCUGGUUAUGUUGUUGGGCUGCCUGUCAGAGCAGGAUUCCAUCCUCAAGGAUCUGGCAUCAUUCAGAGUAGUAACAAACACAGCCAGCUCACCAUUCUGCAGAGCACAUCCACCCAGGACUGCCUGGCAGCACAGGGAGCCAGAACCCCAGUAUUAUUUGGUUAUAACAUGAUAUCAGGCUGUAAGUUACGAAUUACAGCAGCUAUGAAAUGCCAGCCUUUGGCUCAGACCCUCCUUGAUGUGCUGAAGGGCCAAAGCUUCCCUGAGUAUGUGGCCUCAUUUGGGAAUUCUCAAGCUCAGGAUGUGCUCGACUGGGUGCCAAUAACUCAGCUCCACAUCUCACAACAGAGCCCAUGCCAAAUACCAGUGUCAUUGGGAAUAGAAGUGAAGUGGACUAAAUAUGGAUCCCUGGUCAAUCCACAAGCCAGAAUAGUGAACGUUACAGCCACAAUCACUACCACCACACUGAAGCAGCUUCCCUCAGGAAGGGAGAAGAUUAUUCCUAUAACAAGUUCUGUGGUUUUCACUGACAUUUCUUCACCUGCAGAGCCGAGCUACAAAGCUUGGCCCACCAUUAACAUCAAGUUACCCUUUGACUUUUUCUAUCCCUUUGUCUAAGGUAAGUAUGCAUCCAAAAACCCCCAUAUUUCUGCUUUAUCUUAUUUUUAGCCCAUUGUUUAUCCUGUGACUGUGAUGGGCCAUCACUUUCUUCUAAGUUGUAAAUACUGGGCUAAACUUGGCCAAGAGAGGAAGGGUGAGACCUUGUGAGGGUUCUCAGAAGGUUUAGGGUGAAGAAACCCCCAUGAAGUGGAAAGUACCCAAUUAUAACUGCAAGAGAGGACAAAGGCUGCAGUUUGAACUUGCUGGUGGCUCUGGCUCAGUGACAGCCACCACCCCCCUCCAACACGUGGGAUCCAGCCCCAGCCUGCCCAGCAGAGGCAGGAGGGGAAGGGAAGAGCACAGGAACACACAGGGAAAGCAGGUUCAUUACCCCAUAACAGCAGAGCUAAAUUGCUAAUUAAACUCAUCAUGUGCUAUUAGAUAAGGCCUCUACUUUAUCUCAUUGCAUAGAUGUAUAAGCCACCUUUUUCUGGCUAUUUUUCCCACACCACUAAUUAAUUACCUUUUUAGAAAAAAUCUGAACAGUUGAGUUGUGCUUUCAGUGACCCCCUCCAGCCAAGUGGGGCUGAAAUCCAUUGGAGACACCUGCUGCAGUCACCAUCUCUCAGAAUUCCCACUUCAAUCUCACUCUUCAGCUCUCAAACAGCCUCUCCACAGGGACACUCUAGUUAAUACCUGAAAAAAUUCAAACAGCAGCCUGGCCUUUUGGAAUUUGCUUUUUCAUGGCUUUUCUGGAGUCUGACUGUUCCCAGCAGUGCAUUCACCUACAUCUGUUCUUACAUAUUACAGUUCUCUUAAUACAUGGAUUUAUGAGCUGUGGAAACAAAGAACUUUGCAGCCCCACGGGCUGUGGAGGAACAGUGAAAAGGGAAGAAGAGAUGAGGGAAUGCAGUAUCAGAACUGGGAUCUGCUGCUGGAGCAAGGCUUUGUUUGAUGUAAGAUGGCACAUGUUUGCCUCUAUUUUGAGGCUGAUUUCUUUGUCAGGGAAAGGAGCGGUGUGUUGGUGUUUCUGAAAUGAAUGUUAUAUAAAUAACAAAGUGGUACAAGCAGCAACAGACAUGAGGAAACUACCAACAGUAUGAAAAGAAUGGCUGGCAAAGAGAUGUAUUGAUGAUGAACAGGCAGCUGGUGGAAAAGAAAUUACCUUUUCAGCCUGGGUUCUUAUAUUUUAUACUGCAAGUUUGCUGCAAACAAAGAAUGUUAUCACAGAAAAAAUAUUUUAAAUAAGUGGUACUUUUCUAGAUGUAUAGCUUGUAAAGAUAUGUGUUUAUUAAAUUAUUUUGCAGUUUUGACUGUACAACUGUACAACAAAGGAAAGAAAUGCUGUUUACAGGGACUGUGUGAUUAAUUUUCCAGUAGAACUAUUUUUGCCAUCCCGAGGUCUGAUCAAAGUGGGGUCAAAGAGAAAAUGUUUAUAGAAAACACAAUACAAGAGGAAGCAAAGAGACAGAAAAACCUUUCAGGUCGAGCUGGCAGAUUCCAACACUGCAAUCUUCAAGCAGAAUUCCCACCUUGGAAAACUGGCCUUUUAUUUUUGCUGGCUGAGGAGUCCAUGCUGUUUCAAUAUGUUACUCAGCCUCUCGAUUUCUUGCUCCUUUGAGAGACAAAAUUCAAAUAAUUAACAGCCUGCAAGCAGCUUCCCAGGUUCCCACAGAUCUUCCCACUGCUAUAAUGUAUCUCCUGCUGCAGGAAAACAGCACAACCUGGCCAAAAGAAGUAGGACAGAGGUAUGGACAUGAUUCUUUUGAGGAGGAGCAGCCCAGAGAGGCAUGGGCAGGGCUGUGCUGCUUCAGCCUAGCUCACCCCACACUUUCAAUGAGGAAACCAAGCCAACA
Cinclus cinclus is the source of this 3527-nucleotide messenger RNA. It is a transcript of the gene TCTN1, whose product is annotated as tectonic family member 1. Gene Ontology annotation, cellular component: MKS complex. Lineage: Eukaryota; Metazoa; Chordata; Aves; Passeriformes; Cinclidae. The transcript has 14 exons. The record is from RefSeq and is a predicted model, not a curated record. Gene Ontology annotation, biological process: protein localization to ciliary transition zone; cilium assembly. The coding region runs from base 1 to 1689 and encodes 562 amino acids.